This is a messenger RNA of Daktulosphaira vitifoliae (grape phylloxera), 2838 nucleotides long. RefSeq names its product zinc finger MYM-type protein 1-like. NCBI's taxonomy places the organism in Eukaryota, Metazoa, Arthropoda, Insecta, Hemiptera, Phylloxeridae. Bases 1 to 2838 code for a protein of 945 amino acids. The record is from RefSeq and is a predicted model, not a curated record. The transcript has 3 exons.
AUGUUUGAUUUUUUAUUUCGUUUGAAGAACAAUGGACAAUCUAUUGAAAACACAACAGACGACGGACAAAACCGACAAGUUAUUGGAACGGAUGACGACUCCGAAACCAUGUUCCAGAGAGGGUUCACGAGAAGGAUCGGUCGACUUGGUGAAACCGUUGAAAGGCAAUCAAAUGACGUUGUCAGUAACGAGUCCUGUGAAGAAAUCUCGUCCCCCGAUCAAGAAACAGACUUUUGCGAAACGUCAACAGUCGGCGAAAGCAGCUGUGAUGAGGAAGUACGAGCGGGAAACAAGUCGGGUGUCGAUCAGUCCGGAUAUGGAAUGUGGUCAGCGGUUUCGGAUGUCUCCUCCGCCUCCUCAGACAGUGUCUCAGAGAGAUCCGUCCAGAGGAUGGCCAGAAGACUUGAUCGACUUACGAGAAAAAGUAUUGCACCGUACUCGAGACGAAGCGGUGGAAAUAAUCCAACGGGAACUGCCGUACGAUUCUUCAAUGAUGGCGACAGUCGCCAAACUGCUUUAUUUUCUCAACGAAACCGAGCACAGAAUUCCAACCGCUGUUUACGUAUUAAUCCUGUGGCUUCUGUCGGACGACUGGAAUAUCAUGAUUCCAAAAACUUGGUUGGCAUCCACGGUUCCGUCAACAAUAACUCAAAUCGAACUAGACGACACUACCGAGCCGUUUGGAGCGAUCAUGAGUUUAUUGUUGGCCAAAACGUGGAAGCGUAUGACCAAGCACUGGAGGAAUAUUCCAGUAGAAUCUUUGCUACGAGUUCUUCAGACGGACGAACUCGUUACAGGUCAUGGGUUCUCGUGCCUGUUGGACCUGGAGCAAUUCGCCGAUCAACUGAUGAGCUCGCAAACAUGGUCCAACGUUUUGACAGAGCCAGCAGGCGGUCCGACUCCACAAUUAUCGUCUCGACGCACGACGACCACAUCCACGUUGCGCACACCUGUCCAAAUACAAACGGAGCUUGUCGGUGUGCGUGGUGGAAAGCGUCAUCGUUCUCCGGACGUUUCCUCAGACGCCGAAGCGGAGUGUCUCAUCUCCAGAAAAGCGAUUGGCAGGCAAUCCUGGGAUAUUUUAGUGGACAAGGAAGGUCUGUCGUCCUCCUUGUCAUUGGAGGUCGACCCGUUAGACCUCUGCUACGAGUUGAGACUGUAUCGUCGGCAGGAUAUACGAAAUGUGGAGAAAAAGGAGUUGUGGAAGCAUGCGAUUCUUCAUUUGAAGGGGACAUGCCUCCAGAACUCCGAAGAUCACAACUACUUACGAAAACUGAAGAAAGCAACUCUGAGGCAAAUCAAGUCAUAACCUCGAAAGAAGUUAAAGAAGCCAAAUAUUUUGCUAUUCUUGCAGAUGAGACAAAAGACGUGAGCAAAACUGAGCAGUUAUCUAUUAUGGUUCGUUAUUAUCAUAAUAACACAAUGAAUGAACGAUUUUUAGGGUAUGUUCCUUGUAAUGAAUUAAAUGCGAAGGCUCUUUUUGAUUACAUAAAUAAAACACUGUCAGACUGUGGAAUAAAUAUUAAAAACUGUAUAGCUCAAACUUAUGACGGUGCAAAUGUAAUGAGUGGUAAACAAAACGGGGUUAGGUCAAUUUUUCAACAGCAUGUUCCUCAAGCACUUUACACACAUUGUUUUAAUCAUAGAUUAAAUUUAGUAAUUGUUGAUGUAUGUAAAAAUAUACCUGAAAUAGAAAAAUUUAUUACUCUACUUCAACAAUUGUACAACUUUAUUAGUAGGUCAACUGUUCAUAUUAAAUUCAUAGAACUUCAAAAUAAAUUAUUACCGAAAAAACAAAUUAUGGAACUAAAAAGGAUUUGUGAAACUCGAUGGAUAUGUCAAAUUUCUGCUUGUAUCGCUGUAAAAAAAACAUUUCCUGUGAUAUUACUUUUAUUACAUCAAAUAAGCCUAGAAUCCAAGAGUGAAAAAGAAAUGGAAGCUAAAUCACUAUUAUUUCACAUUAAUUUUGAAUUUAUAUUUUGUCUCUACUUAUUUUGUGACACAUUUAGUGAGAUAAAAAUUGUGUUAGAUUAUUUACAAAAACCAGAUUCAGAUUUGGGUUCUAGCUGUCUACUAGUAGAAUCAUUAAUUAAUUACCUUAUGGAAUUUAGAAACACCUCAAACAAGUUUGAAGAUCUUUUGACAGAAGUGGAAUUAUGUGCACAAAAAAAUAAUAUUCAACUUCCUAAUGAAACAGUUAAAGAAACAAGGAUUCGCAAACUUCCUAAACAAUUUUCAUCAUAUAUAACUGAAGUAACAACUUCUGAAAGUAGAAAAAUUAGUAAUAAUAACGAUAUAGAAACAAUGAUAUUUUUUCCAGUCCUUGAUAGAAUGGUUAGUGAACUCAAUAGAAGAUUUUCAGAUCAUAGUGAAAUUUUAACAGGUAUCAGCGCCCUUAUCCCAAAAUGUGACACAUUUUUAAAUUUUACAAAUAUCAAACCGUUAGCUGAACACUAUAAAUUAGACAUAGAAAGCUUAGAAUCAGAACUAACACUAAUUACAAAACUGAUUAAGCGACAUGAAGCUGAAAACGGUAUUCAGAUAAAAACAAUUCUUGAUUUUAUGCAGUUACUUGAAAAAUAUAAAUUAGCGUUUUCUGAAAUGUAUAUACUCUGUAUUAUUUCUAUUAUCAUUCGACCAUCUAGUGCUGGAGUUGAAAGAACUUUCUCCAGUUUAAGACAAAUUAAAAAUUACAUGAGAAAUAAAAUGACUAAUAAAAGGCUUUCAAAUAUAGCAAUUUUAUCUAUAGAAAAAAAAAUUGCUAAGAAUUUAGAUUUGGAAGUUGUUGUGGAUAAAUUUGCAGCUAUUCACAAAAACCGAAGAAUAUUAUUAACUUGA